Thamnophis sirtalis is the source of this 1059-nucleotide messenger RNA. The record is from RefSeq and is a predicted model, not a curated record. Lineage: Eukaryota; Metazoa; Chordata; Lepidosauria; Squamata; Natricidae.
CCUGCCUACUUCAAGCUGAGCUGGUGAAUUAUGAGAGGGUCAAAGAAUAUUGCCUGAAAGUACUGAAGAAAGAAGGAGAGAACUUCAAGGCACUUUACCGGUCAGGAGUAGCAUUCUAUCACCUUGGAGACUACAACAAGGCCCUUUACUACUUGAAAGAAGCAAGGUCUCGACAGCCAACAGAUACCAAUGUUGUACGGUACAUCCAGCUGACAGAAAUGAAGCUUAGCAGAUGUUCCCAGAGGGAAAAAGAAACAUUGUAAGAAGAAACCCAGUUCUGUGGGCCUAAAUGGACACGUCCUCCCCUAAAUGAUCACUGGUUGAAUUGUCCUUCCCAUUGGCUUCACAUUAGAUCGACAAGUUUUCUCUCCUCUCCUGAUGUUACUUUUGAUCUAAGAAGAGAUCCUGGCUCUAGCUUUGGCUAUUUGCUGGCUUAGUGAUAACAUUCUAGUCCUCCUAGCACAAUUGCUCUGGGAAUUUGGAUGAAGAGAGCAAUAGAAAAAGGAUUCAUUUUGCCUUGUGCUUAUCUUCUGCUACUUUUGUCACAGCAGCCUUCCAGAGAUCCUCCUUUUCUCUUCAAAUACGAAGACAAUAGCUAAUGAAGAAUAUAUAUAUAUAUAUAUUUAAUGAAACUCCCUUGUAGUACAUUUUACGUAGUACAGAAUGUUCAACAAAGUUGAGAGUUUGGGCAUGGGAUAGUAUCUAAAUGAGAAUGUGAAAGAUGCUGUUCUAUAUGGGGAUGAAAACUGGAACAAUUACUUAAUAUCAAAUGUAUGUUGUUAACAGGCAACAACCCCACAUAUUAUUUCUUAGAAGGCAUGGCUGGGCUCUAAUACAUAAAGGGGAAGCAUGAUUUUAUAAUUAGUUUUCAGAUUAUAGAAAUUGAAGCACUGAAUUAUGGGCUUGCCACCAUCUUAAUAUACACCUUAACUUUUCUGUGCCUCAGUUUUUCCAUCUGUAUAGAGGGAACAAAAAUGUCUCCCUACCUCACAGGGGGUGUUGUGAGAAUUUGUUAACUAAUAUUUGUACAGUGCUAAAUUAUAUUACUGGUUCACUGGA